This is a messenger RNA of Schistocerca piceifrons (Central American locust), 1425 nucleotides long. Its product is annotated as glycine-rich cell wall structural protein-like. NCBI's taxonomy places the organism in Eukaryota, Metazoa, Arthropoda, Insecta, Orthoptera, Acrididae. The record is from RefSeq and is a predicted model, not a curated record. The coding region runs from base 1 to 1425 and encodes 474 amino acids. The transcript is spliced from 2 exons.
AUGGCGCGGAUGGAGCGCCUCUGCCUCUACGCGGGGCUGGCGCUCUGCGUGGCCGUAUUGGCUGGCGCCCGGACUGUGGGCAAGGAGGAAGAAGCCGCCCCCGCUGACCUCGAGUCGGCCGCCUCCCACUGGGGACAUGGAGGCGGAGGAGGCGGUGGCCACGGGGGCCACGGGGGCGGUGGUGGUGGCCACGGGGGCGGCGGUGGCGGCACCGGCGGCCACGGCGGACACCACUUCGAGAAAGGUGGUGGCCACGAACACCACUCUGGCCACCACGGCGGCCACGGCCACAAGGGUGACAAAGGAUACAAGGGAUACCAUGAGCACGAGAAAGGUUCAAAGGGCCACCACGACAAGGAAGGGCACAGUGGACACUACUCUGAUCACGGAGGCAAGAAGAAGAGCCAUCACGAGGAGGGCGGUCACUACGGAGAACAUCACUACGGCGAGAAAGGCGAGAAGGGCGCCAAGUAUGGGGAAGGUGGCAAGCAUUCCAAGGGUCACAGCACCAAGGGCGGCCACUCAGUGCACAAGAAGGACGAGUAUGGAAAGAAGCACGAGUUUUACGAUGAACACCACGAGGGUGGGCACCACAGCAAACACGGAGAACACGGCUCGCACCAUGAAGGAAAGAGUGGUGGACACAAGAAGGGAGGCCACUACCACGGCGGCCACCACGAGGGCCAUCACGGCAAGAAAGGCCAUCACGAGAAGGGAGGACACCACCACGACCACAAGGGUCACAAGUCCGCUGGGGGUCAUGACUCGCACCACGGACACCACUCUGAUUAUGGGAAGAAGGGAGGUCAUUCCGAACACCACGAGUGGGGACACAGCAGUGGAGGCGGCGGUGGUGGCGGCGGCGGUGGUCACGGAGGCGGCGGUGGUGGACACGGAGGCGGCGGUGGCGGCCACGGAGGCGGAGGACACGGAGGCGGAGGUGGUGGUGGACACGGUGGACACGGAGGCGGCGGCGGUGGCGGACAUGGUGGACAUGGCGGAGGAGGCGGCGGUGGACACGGUGGACACGGAGGCGGCGGUGGUGGCGGACAUGGCGGACACGGCGGAGGAGGCGGCGGUGGACACGGUGGACACGGAGGCGGCGGUGGUGGCGGACAUGGCGGACACGGAGGCGGCGGUGGAGGACACGGAGGAUGGGGACAUGGAGGCGGCGGUGGUGGACACGGAGGCGGCGGCGGCGGCCACGGUGGACACGGAGGCGGCGGUGGCGGACACGGAGGAUGGGGACACGGAGGCGGCGGUGGUGGACACGGAGGCGGCGGAGGCGGACAUGGAGGAUGGGGACAUGGAGGCGGUGGACACGGAGGCGGCGGCGGCGGACAUGGAGGCGGCGGCCAUGGUGGUUGGGGACACGGAGGUGGUGGCCAUGGUGGUGGAGGAGGUGGACAUGGGCACGGGUGGUGA